AUGGAAGCUACUGCAUCUCUCUUCACCUUCUCUCUUCCUUCCACCAAAACCCAAACCCGUCAAUUCCUAACCCGACCCGUUAACCCAUUCACCAUACCCUCAAAACCCGUUUUCAAAACCCACCGUUUCCUCCCUACCAUCACCGCCGCAAUCUCCCGCACAAAGAAAGAAGAAACCGUCGAAUCCGUCAGAGACCAGCUCGAAAACUGCUACCUCCUGGCCGGAAUCAACUACAAAGGCUUCACCGUGAAACAAUUCCAAGACCUCCGAAAAUCUCUCCCGGAAACAACGAAACUCAUCGUCGCGAAGAACAACUUGGUUUAUAAAGCAAUUGAAGGAACGCAAUUCGAGACGCUGAAGCCGUGUAUGAAAGGUAUGAACGUGUGGCUGUUUGUUCACACGGAAGAGAUUCCGUCUGCUCUAAAGCCUUACAGAGAUUUUCAGAAAGAGGAGAAGCUUGAGGAGAACGAUUUCACUGGUGCUGUUUUUGAAGGAAAGUUUUAUGGGCCUGAUGAGUUUAAGACACUUGAAACAUUGCCGACUCGGGCGGAGAUUUAUGCGAAUUUGUUGGGGUCUUUGAAAACCCCUGCUUCCAGUUUGGUCACGACGAUUCAGGCUCCGGCGAGGGAGCUUCUUAUGGUUCUUAAGGCACAUAUUAAGAAUCUUGAAGAAAAGGAACAAGGGAAUGCUGUUUCAUAG
Molecule: messenger RNA, 699 nt
Organism: Vicia faba (fava bean)
Lineage: Eukaryota; Viridiplantae; Streptophyta; Magnoliopsida; Fabales; Fabaceae
Source: the annotation of a GenBank genome assembly